This is a messenger RNA of Paramecium sonneborni, 2646 nucleotides long. Lineage: Eukaryota; Ciliophora; Oligohymenophorea; Peniculida; Parameciidae. The record is from the annotation of a GenBank genome assembly.
AAAUGAAUGAAAGUGUUCCAAUCCAGCCUAUCUUAUAACCAGAUGAAAAAAUAAAUGUCCCCUUUUUCAAUUAACUGCCCAAUAACAUUGCUGUAAAAUAUAUAAUUAUUAAAAAGGAUAUUUCUAAUCCAUCAUAAUAGCAAACUUUAGAAUUACUUGAGAAUGCCUUUAAUUAAAAACAAAUUUAUUUAGAGUUGGGAAAUUAAAAUUUAAUAUUACUUAAUCCAUUUGAAGACACCUAACAUUUGAAUGAUAAAUAAAUACAAAAUUGUAAACAGUAUUUCGUAUAAAAAAGUAAAAGAAUUAAAUAGAUAAAAAUAGAUAGUCCUUCAUAAUAUCCACCUCAUAUUUUUAAAUUUGCAGAGCUUGCUUAAUAAUCUUGCUUUUCUACAAAUAAUAAAAAUAAUACUUCAUCAAUUGUUACUUAAGGAAUAAGUGGAUCUGGUAAAUCAGAAACUUCUAAAAGUAUAAUAAGUUAUCUGGCUUCAUGGUCUAAAAGUGGAUUAUAUAUUUCAACAACUCUUAAUAAAGUAGAAAUUGAAUAAGGAUUGAUUUCAUCAAAUAUCAUUUAUGAAGCUUUUGGAAAUGCAAAAACAAAAAAAAAUGCUAAUUCAUCUAGGUUUGGAAAAAUUGUUUCAAUUUAGUUUGAGAAAGGUGGAAAAAUAAGUGGUACAAAAAUUACAACAACACUUUUUGAAAGAACUAGAGUAACAUAAUUAGGUUUUAUGGAUAGAAAUUAUCAUAUUUUCUAUUAACUUAAAAUUGCUUAUGAAAGAAUUGAAGAAUUAAGUAAAUAAUAAAAUUAUUAUCAUAGAAAAUUUUGCUUAAUAGUAUUAAGAUUAAGUUGAAUAUGACAUAGUUUAAUUAGUAGAGGAAAUAACAAAAUUCUAACUAGAUUCUGAAUUUGUACUUUUAGGGACUAAAAAUUAAAUAACAUCAAGUUCAGAUGUUUAAUCUAUUAAUUAAUCAGAUUUAAAUUAAAUUAAUUAAGAUUUUGAAAAUUUCAAAUAGCUCCUGAUAUCUUUUGGAGAUCUUGAUUUUAGUUUAGAGGAUAUUGUAAAUAUUCUUUAAUGUGUUGCUGGGCUUAUUCAUUUAGAAGAAAAUAAUUAUGAAAAAGCAGAAGAAUUGUUAAAAAUAUCAAAUCUCAAAGAAACUAUUGAUUCUAAAAUUACCAAUUUAUAAUAAAGUAAAAAAUUGUAAGCAGAAUCUAUUGUUGAUGGCAUUAUUAUGGAUUUCUAUUAUAAACUAUUUUGUUGGAUCCAAAAUAAAAUUAAUAAAUAACUUUUCUAAGAUUAUGAUUCAAAUAAGAAGUUUAUACUAAAUAUUUUUGAUAGCUUUGGAUUUGAAGUUAUAGAGAAUAAAUAGGGUGUUUAAUAGAAUUAAUUAGAAUAACUAAUGCUCAAUUAUGUCAAUGAAAAAUUGUAGAACUAUUUUUAUCUUCAUAUAAUAGAAAAUGCAGAAAGUAAAUUAAUAUUAUUAAUAUUUUUAGAUGCGUUUAUUUCAGAAAAUUUAACUCCAAUUCCUGCUAAAUUUGAAAAAAAUGAUAAAAUAAUAUCAUUGAUUGAAGAGGUAAUCUUCAAGAGUUUAAAGGAUUGUCAUUUAUUAUCGAGAAACACUGGAGAUUUGAAGGAAAUAAUUACUAAAUAGUCUCAAGAAAAAAAUCUUAAAAAUAUUUUGAUUGAUGAAUAAUAAUUAAAGACUAAAAAAUAAGCAUUAACAUCAAGUUAAAAUAUUCAUAAAUUUGAAUAAAACAUAUUAGGUAUUAGACAUACAGGAGGUGAAGUUUAUUAUUAAGUUGAUGGUUUUCUAUCCCGUAAUAAAUAUAGUGUAAGUGAGAAUCUAUAAAAUAUAAAUAAAUUGAGUUAGAAUUCUAUAAUUAAUUCAUUUGAACUACAAUCUUAAAAUCAAACUGUUGCUGAUAAUACUUUAAUAGUUUGUAGAGAUAUGAUUGAUAUUCUUAAAAAAUCUGAUACAUGGUUUGUGAAAUGCUUCUAAACAAAUUAUGAAUUACAACCAAAUAAUUUUGAUUAAAAUGCCAUUUUAACAUAAUUAAAAUAUAGUGGAAUAGAUUAAAUUUAAUAGUUUUUAAGUUAAACUUAUUACUAAACCAUACCAAAUGAAGAAUUUUUUAAUAAUUAUUAAAUUUUAAAUAGUGGAGUAAAAAAUCUAUAAGAAUUGAUGAUGUUUAUAAACGAAUAAUUUUAAGAAAUUUUUAAUUAGUCUAACGUUUGUUAAAUUUAUCAAGGAUCAAAAAAUAUUUUAAUAAAAGAUAGUUUUAAGAAAUUACUUGUUUAAAAGGAACCUUUUAAUUCAAACGAUAAAUAAUUGAUUAAAUAAAUGAACGAAUAAAAGGCUUAUUACGAAAAAGCUAUUAAAUUACUUAAUGAAAAACUUUAAAUUAGCGAAAAAGAGGCUAUAUUUUAGAAAUAAAGAGCAGAUAACUUUGAAGCUAAUCAAAAUUAAUUGUUAAGUUUAAUUUAGUAAAUGCAAAACAUUUUUUCUUAAGUAACACAAUUUUGCUAUAUUUAAUAAUUUUAAUAAUAGGGUAUGGCUAAUAAUCAACCAUUUGAGCAAAAAACUUAGGAAAAUAUGGAAAUUAAUGAUUAUAAUUAAAGAACUUCUUUAGGUUUUGGAGAUAUUUAAUGA